CUCAAUCUGGAAUUAUUUUACUUCCCGAAUAUGAGGGAGGAUGGUUGAAUUGUACUACUGAUAUAGCAGCUAUAGCUAAUCGAAAUUUUAGCAUUGAAGUUGUUGAUUUUUCAGUACCUGUAACUCCGGGAUUUGGAAUUUAUGUUACUGGAGAUCCCUCACUAGAUCGUAUUCAUGGAAACGGUUUUUCAAUAGAUUCAUUUGUCACAAGUUCAGCAUUACCAAAUACUACUACUGAUCUUAAUAAUAUCAAACUUUAUAAUGAAACAUAUUAUUGUGGUACAUUAGAAAGUUUUACUUCUCAAUGUGAUUCACAAUAUAUGGGAUUGCCUUCGUCAAAUCAAGAAAAUAUGAAGUGGUGCCUAUCUUUAACAAAUCCAUUUAAUAAUAGUCAAAAAAUUUAUGUAUCAUUUGAUGGAAUUAAUUAUAAUAAUUAUUCAACUAAUAUUGGAACUAAUUCUAAUAAUGCAACUAAUAUUG
Molecule: messenger RNA, 480 nt
Organism: Scutellospora calospora
Lineage: Eukaryota; Fungi; Glomeromycota; Glomeromycetes; Diversisporales; Gigasporaceae
Source: the annotation of a GenBank genome assembly